Amborella trichopoda is the source of this 1686-nucleotide messenger RNA. RefSeq names its product Leucine-rich repeat (LRR) family protein. NCBI's taxonomy places the organism in Eukaryota, Viridiplantae, Streptophyta, Magnoliopsida, Amborellales, Amborellaceae. Gene Ontology annotation, molecular function: protein binding. The record is from RefSeq and is a predicted model, not a curated record.
AAUAAAUCGAGUGGUGACAGGGGCGCCAGACAGUGACGGACUCCAACCCGGUUCCCUCUUUCUCUUACGAAUUGGGGCUGUCUUGAAAUGUGACUUGUGAGUGCUGACCGACAUUAGCAUUAGGCCACAAGACAGAGCAGUGCGCAGCAAAACCUUUCUCUAUGCGUGGCACUGAGCUGAAAAAAACCCAGUGAUCGGCGCCAUGGCUCGGUCCACAGUCUUGUGGUGUGCUCUCUUCAUUGUUGUUGCAGAGUGCGGCACAUUGGAUGGAGACGUGCAAGGGCUAAUGCAGCUGAGAGAUGGGGUGGAGUCCGCAUCCAUAACCCCAGGGUCCUGCCUCGCCUCCUGGGAUUUCACCUUGGACCCCUGCGACAGCCUCUUCGGCGAACGCUUCACCUGUGGCUUCCGCUGCGAACAGGGGCGCGUCACCGAGAUCACCCUAGAUGGAGCCGGCUACUCGGGGUCCCUGGCUCCUGGUGUUGGCUCGCUGCUGGCCCUCAAAACCCUCGACCUCUCCAACAACGCACUCUCUGGCCCUCUCCCUUCCUCCCUCUCCAAACUCACCUCCCUCCAGAGGCUGGUCCUCUCUCGCAACGCCUUCUCGGGCCAGAUCCCUCCGGCAAUCUCCUCGCUUGCCAGUCUCGAAGAGCUCUACCUCGACAACAACCGGUUUCAGGGCCUGAUCUCCCCGAGCCUCACUGCAUUUCACGGUCUCCGUCGCCUUGAGCUCCAGAACAACGCCCUCUCCGGAGUCCUCCCUGACAUGAGCGCCCUCCCCAAUCUCUACUUUCUCGAUGCCAGCGAUAACCAGAUCUCUGGCGGCAUCGCCGGCCUGCCUCCAUCGUUGGUGGAGCUCUCCAUGAGGAACAAUAAAUUGGAAGGAGAUUUGCCAGAGAAUUUAGGGGAUCUGAAGUGGCUUCAGGUGAUGGACCUGAGCCACAACCAGCUCUCUGGCGCCCUGCCCUCGGUGCUCUUCGAGCACCCAUCAUUGCAACAGCUGACCCUCUCCCACAACGCCUUCUCGCAGCUGCAAGUCCCUAGCAACUUCGGGGCAAGCAGUGAGCUGAUCGCUGUGGACCUGGGGUAUAAUAAGAUACAGGGGCUGCUGCCGGUGUUCGUGACCAUGAUGCCGAAGCUGUCUGCACUCUCUCUUGAGAGCAACUGCUUCACUGGGUUAGUGCCUGCCGAGUACGCCGUGAAGGCGGCAGCGGUGCCCGGAGUUGUGAGGCUUCUGCUGUCUGGGAACUACUUGUAUGGACCCAUUCCUUCAUCUUUUAUGAUUCUGAAGCCUGAUAGUGUGACUGUGAGUCUGGUGGAUAACUGCUUUAUGCGGUGCCCUGCAUCCUUCUUCUUUUGCCAGGGCGGAGCUCAGAAGACAUUGUCAGCUUGUAGGAAUUUCAGCCCUGCAAUUCCCUGAUUUUGGGUUUAUGCAUAAUGAGCUGCUUGCUUCUUUUUAACAAUGGUAGUGUUUUCAACCUUCAUCUCUGAUUCUCUAUGAAAAUCUGUUAUGGGGCUUGACCAAAAAAGAAAAUGAAAAUCUGUAAUGGGGAAACGAAGGAGAAUGGAUUGGAUCUCUCUGUAAGUUAUCUGGAACUUUGAGGAUUUAAGUUAAAUUGUUCUUUACCCACCGAAAGGGUAAAGAAGUAACCAUUAACAAGGUAAAGAUCCUAUUUUGACUGUUUUUCC